Messenger RNA from Cynoglossus semilaevis (tongue sole), 1489 nucleotides. It is a transcript of the gene aifm2, whose product is annotated as AIF family member 2. The transcript has 9 exons. Gene Ontology annotation, cellular component: mitochondrion; cytoplasm. The record is from RefSeq and is a predicted model, not a curated record. Gene Ontology annotation, biological process: positive regulation of apoptotic process; apoptotic mitochondrial changes. Lineage: Eukaryota; Metazoa; Chordata; Actinopteri; Pleuronectiformes; Cynoglossidae. Gene Ontology annotation, molecular function: flavin adenine dinucleotide binding; electron-transferring-flavoprotein dehydrogenase activity. Bases 179 to 1354 code for a protein of 391 amino acids.
CAGAGGCGGACACCUGCCAAAGAAAAGAGAAGAAGAGUGGCCGGGAGGAACUGCAAGUCUGUGCUUUGAGUAUGAGACGUACUGAGACGUGUGCGUGUAUAAUUACGUGCAUACAUACGCACGCACAGAGUCAACGUACACAAGAAAUCGAGGAAGCACUUCUAGUGAACAUUCUGUAAUGGGAGCUCAGCAGUCAUCAGUCAACGAUGUUCAUGUGGUGGUGGUUGGUGGUGGAUUCGGGGGGAUCACAGCUGCCCAACAUCUUAAGUCUCAGGGACUAAAGUUCACUCUGAUCGACAUGAGAGAUGCAUUUCAUCACAACGUGGCAGCUCUACGAGCAUCGGUGCAGCCUGGCUUUGCUCAGAGGACAUUUAUUCCAUAUGCUGAGACAUUUGGAGACAGCUUCGUUCAGGGUCGAGUGGAUCGGGUAGAUACUGCCAGACAGACAGUGUGUCUGCAAGGUGGGACGGAAAUGUUCUUCUCUCACCUUAUCCUCUGCACUGGAACGGAUGGAUCAUUCCCUGGGAAAUAUAACACAGUGGCAUCGUAUCACACUGCUAUCCAGACAUAUGAAAACUUGGUUAAACAGAUCCAGGCGGCAGACUCAGUUUUGGUUGUGGGUGGAGGUGCGAGUGGUGUGGAAAUGGCGGCUGAGAUCAAGACUGAGUAUCCAGAGAAAAAGGUUGUGUUAGUUCACUCCAGAAUUGGACUGGCAGAUCCUGAAUUACUGCCCAGUGUCCGGCAGGAGGCCAAAGAGGUUUUGCUGAGAAAAGGAGUUGAGCUUUUGCUGGGUCAUAAAGUGAACAGCUUGUCAGAACUGCGCCUAAACAAAACCCACAAAAACACAGUGGUGACAACGGACAAAGGAGAAACUCUGAUCACAGAGUUGGUCAUUAACUGCUCUGGACUCAGGAUCAACUCUGAGGCAUACAAAGAAGAACUAAGUGGAUGCAUGUCUAACAGUGGAGCACUGAAGGUAAACCAACAUCUCCAGGUUUUAGGUUUUACAAACAUUUUUGCAAUAGGUGAUUGUGCUGACAUUAAAGAACCAAAGAUGGCAUACCAUGCACAACUGCAUGCCUCUGUUGCGGUAAACAACAUCAUCUGUGGUCUAAGCGGAAAGCAGCUCACAUCAUAUCAUACAGGUAACGUCACCAUGUUGCUGGCCAUGGGUCGAGAUGACGGCGUUGGACAAUUUAAUGCUGUGAAGCUGCCAAGGUUCCUGGUGGUUCUAGGGAAAAGUCGAGAUCUUCUUCUGUGGAAGAGCUGGAGAGAAAUGGGACAGAAAUACACACAUACAGAGAUAAACACAGACACACCUGAUGCGGUAGAAGAGAUUCACUGUGAAAAUUAGAAGAAGAAAAAAACAGUUACACAUAUGUAAUGUACGUACCACUGGAAGUAUUCAGUCAGUUACCUUUUGUUUGUAACAUCUUGGCGAAACAUCAUUUUUUAAAUAUUUUUUCAAACAAAUAAAAUCCUUUAAACU